ACAUAACCUCACAUUUGUAGUAAUGUCAGUGGAUAAACACAUGUUUUUCACGGGACGAAAGCAGCUCGAUUUUUAGUGUUUGUAGUGAAUAAAUUUAUAUAAAAUGCGCAUAGAAACGUGCUAUUUUUGCUCCUCAAAAAUCUACCCAGGCAAGGGCGUACAAUUUGUACGAAAUGACUGCAAAGUCUUCAAAUUCUGCAGAUCAAAAUGCCACAGGGCUUUUAAGAGGAAGAAGAACCCACGCAAGACCAGGUGGACAAAGGCAUACAGAAAGACAGCUGGGAAGGAGCUCACAGUUGAUCCGAGCUUUGAAUUCGAGAAGCGCCGGAACAUUCCUGUGAAGUACAACAGGGAACUGUGGAAUCGCACACUGGACGCCAUGCAGAAGAUUACAGAGAUUAAGGAACGCCGUGAGAGGCACUUUGUCAUGGAGCGCCUGCGAAAGGGCACUCAAGUUGAAAUUGAGAUGGAUGUCAAGGAUGUUCAGAGGAAUAUGGCACUCAUUCGAUCCCCAGCGGCUGGUCUGCGCGAAAGGAGGGCCAAAGAGAAGGAACUGGAGGAUAGUCAGAUGGAUCUGGAGGAAGAAGAGAUCACCUAUGUUCCGGCCAAGGAGCUCGAGAAGCAACUCGAGGAAGAGGCAAUGGAAGACACCCGCGAGAUGAUGAUGGAGGCAUAAAUAAUGGUUUGUGUACAAUUUGCUGAAAAUUACAUUUCUAUCUGUCGAUUGAAAUUCCUCCUGAUCAA
Phlebotomus papatasi is the source of this 744-nucleotide messenger RNA. RefSeq names its product probable ribosome biogenesis protein RLP24 (gene RpL24-like). The transcript has 2 exons. NCBI's taxonomy places the organism in Eukaryota, Metazoa, Arthropoda, Insecta, Diptera, Psychodidae. Gene Ontology annotation, cellular component: nucleolus. Bases 104 to 676 code for a protein of 190 amino acids. Gene Ontology annotation, biological process: ribosomal large subunit biogenesis. The record is from RefSeq and is a predicted model, not a curated record.